UAUGUUUAACUUUAUAAGAAACUGAUAACUGUUUUUCCAAAGUGGUGGUACCAUUUUGCAUUUUCACCAGCAAUUUUUGAGAGUUCUGGUUGUUCUGCAUCCUAGUCAACUUUUGGAAAUGUCAGAGUUUUUUGGAUUUUUAAAUUUUUAAUUAAUUAAUUAAUUUUUUGGUACUGGGAAUUGAACACGGGGGCACUUAACCACUGAGCUACAUCCCCACCCCUUUUUAUUUUUUAAAAUUUGAGAUAGGAUCUCACUAAAUUUCUUAGUGCCCCACUAAGUUGCUGAGAUUAGCUUUGAACUUGUGAUCCUCCUGUCUCAGCCUCUCAAGCUGCUGGGAUUACAGGAGUGCACCACCACACCCAGCUUGGAUUUUUUUUAAAAAAAAGCCUUUAUAAUAUAUGUGAAGUUUUUGUUAGUUUCAAGUGAAAAUUAUGCAAAAUGAAAUCACCAGAAUGACAAUUUAAAUAUGAAACAAGCAUUUACUAUAUAUCUACCAUGUGCUAAGCUCUUUUGUAGUAAUGGGAAUAUAGAAAUAAGAUAUACCUCUGCUGCCAUGGGACUUACAGUUUGUUGAAGGUGACAGGCACGUAAAGAAGUAAAUAUGAUAUACUAAGUUAGUGCUGUUACCUGGAGUCAUGUUAUAUGGGGUGGAAGAAGUGUUUAACUGGAUGUGUUUAGCUGGAUGUGGUCCAUGUUGUAGAAGGAUUUUGAUGUUUAUGAUCAGUAAAAAGAUAAGAAUAUGAGGAGCCACAUGUACUUUCGCAUCAUGUUUAAGGCUAGGUUUUGGUAGCAAAGGUCAAGCUCCCUUUACAUUAUUAUAUCUAUAAAUGCCUACUAAGCUACUUGUGAUAAUAUCCUGCUGGCUAACUACACAAUGACUUGAAGUGACAUCAGCUAAUUACUUUCAGAAGUCACACUUGCACAGUAACCAGGGGAAGGGAAAACUUUAAGUUGUAGUCACUGCUUUCUUUUUACCUUUAUGUAUCUUUCUGUAUCUGCUCAUCUCUGUCUUUUACCUAGCACACUGCCAAACCCUAUAAUCAUUCUUUUUAAAAAAAGUGCUUAUGUACUACUCAACUAUGCACUAUUUACCAGAGUCAGUAGCAGCUGCAUCAGACAUUUGCAAUUUUUAUACAGUUGACCCCUCUAGAAUUUUCCCUGAGGGAUUUGGCCUCAGUAUGUAGGGUCACUUCAGGUGAAUAAGGGAUUCCAAGAGCUGUGUUUCCCUGUAUCUGAUAUACUGAGUCUCUUAUCUGAUCUGCCUGACCAAAACCAAUGUGAAGAGCUGUGAAAGAAGAUUAGGACUGUGGGGAACAGGAAGAGACAAGACAGAAAUGUGCUUCCAGUUGAGUCAUGCUCACCUAAUUUUUGAGCAUCCUUCAGAGCAAGUGAAACUAUUCUCAGUUUUUUUUUAAUCUUUCCAGAAUCUUAGUUAGCUUGGUUUGCUAUUACACUGCAAGGAAAAGUGUAAUCUGAUAAAGAAAGGUUAGGUAAUAUGAAUUAGUCAUCCUCAAGCAGAAAAAGAUGGGACCAGGGUGUGAUGAUGCAUGCCUAUAGUCCCAGCAUAUCAGGGGGCUAAGGCAGAAGGAGUGCAAAUGCUGAUGCUGUAGUUUAGUGGUAAAGUACCUGUGAGUUCAAUCCUUAGUACUGCCAGGAAAAAUAAAUGAAGGAAGGAAGGAAGGAAGGAGGAAAGGAAAGGAAAGGAAGAAAGGAAAAAAGGAAGAGAAAGAAAGAAACAUUGGGACAUGCCUAAUCUUAUUCCAAGCUGUAUUAAGGGUUUGUGAGUAUUUUUAUUGCAUUGAAGACAAUGUUUAACAAUUUUAAGGAAUAUUAACAUUCACAGCAAAUUUAGUUUAUUCUCUCCACUCCCAACAGAAAAGGGAAAAGUUUCAAUUUCAUAAGGACUUUAGGUUAGAUGUAAGGAGCACUUGCUUGCCCUUGUGUAACUGAAGGAGAGUAUAGAUUCACCUUUUCCAGAGGCCUGUACUUUAUUAGUAGUCUCACUGGGGAUAGUUAAAACCCUCAUUCCUUUUUAUUUUUUGCCCUUAUUUUUUUUAAUUUUUUUUUAUUAUUUUGAGAUAGAGUCUAAGUUGCUGAGGCUGGCCUCAAACUUGUGAUCUUCCUGCCUCAGACUCCUGAGUGCCACCAUGCCUGGCUACAAUAUACCAUUGAUUGAGGACUUGAUACUUGAGAAGAAAAUCUACAUUUGAGAAGCUUUUUUCCCUUCCUCUCAGGACCGGAGUAGGCCUUAUGACACUUUUAACUUGCACUCCUUGGAGAACUCCUUAAUGGAUAUGAUAAGGACUGAUCAUGAGCCUCUGAAAGGUAAACACUACCCUCCCAGUGGCCCACCAAUGAGUUUCGCUGAUAUAAUGUGGAGGAAUCAUUUUGCAGGUCGCAUGGGAAUAAAUUUCCACCAUCCGGGAACAGAUAAUAUUAUGGCACUUAACACCAGGAGCUAUGGGCGGAGACGAGGUCGAUCUUCUCUCUUUCCCUUUGAAGACGCCUUUUUGGAUGACAGCCAUGGUGAUCAGGCCUUGUCAUCUGGCUUAAGUUCUCCUACUCGAUGUCAAAAUGGGGAACGAGUGGAACGCUACUCCAGAAAGGUGUUUGUUGGAGGCCUUCCCCCUGAUAUUGAUGAAGAUGAGAUCACUGCCAGUUUUCGCAGGUUUGGACCUCUCGUGGUAGACUGGCCUCACAAAGCAGAAAGCAAGUCAUAUUUUCCUCCUAAAGGCUAUGCGUUUCUGCUCUUCCAGGAGGAGAGCUCAGUACAAGCCUUGAUAGAUGCCUGCCUAGAAGAAGAUGGGAAACUGUACCUGUGUGUGUCAAGUCCCACCAUCAAGGACAAACCUGUGCAAAUUCGACCAUGGAACCUAAGUGACAGUGACUUUGUAAUGGAUGGUUCUCAGCCUUUGGACCCCAGAAAAACUAUCUUUGUUGGGGGAGUUCCACGACCCCUUCGAGCUGUUGAGUUGGCAAUGAUCAUGGACCGUUUGUACGGUGGUGUCUGCUAUGCUGGCAUUGAUACAGACCCAGAGCUGAAGUACCCCAAAGGUGCUGGCCGUGUGGCGUUCUCCAAUCAGCAGAGUUACAUCGCAGCCAUCAGUGCACGUUUUGUGCAGCUUCAACACAAUGACAUUGACAAACGGGUGGAAGUGAAGCCAUAUGUGCUGGAUGAUCAGAUGUGUGAUGAGUGCCAGGGCACACGCUGUGGUGGGAAGUUUGCCCCGUUCUUCUGUGCCAAUGUCACCUGUCUGCAGUAUUACUGCGAAUACUGCUGGGCGAGCAUACAUUCCCGUGCUGGGCGGGAGUUCCACAAACCGCUGGUGAAGGAGGGAGGCGACCGCCCUCGUCACGUCCCCUUCCGCUGGAGCUGAGCCCAGGGCCGACCCAGCCACAAGUACUGGAGUAGAUAACAAGGAGGGAAAAGAGAGGGCACUGCCUCAGGGCUUACAGCGUUCUGGAAAUCUGUGCAUUCGUUCUCGAUUUUUAAAGAAGAAAUGGGUCUUUUUAUUACUAUUAUUAUUAUUUACAGUCAUAUUACUGAACUCAGUGUCCAGUAUAAUGCAAAACUGCAGAGUGUAUAACGGUACUGAUUUGCACUUUGAUUCACACCUUUGUCUGCUUGGUACCUUAAUUUCUUACACCUGAUUUGUCACUCGUGACUGUACGUAGACUGCCAUUCUCAUCAGCCGCCAUCAGGUUGACGUCUGUGAUUCUUUUGUUUGUUGUUGUUUUGAUUGUUUUGAAACUGGAGCAUGCACUUAUUUUCAGAAACUUAGAGAGUUGCCCCUAGGACAAGACUUACCAAAGGUAAUACUCGUGAGUAGGUGGCAGAUGUAGCAAAACCUUCACAAUUCAGCAAUCAUUAGUUGGGGUCAUUUAGAAUAAGGAUAACCCUAAUGAAAAUAAGCCUUUAGUUGCUCUGUAUUUUGACUUGUAAGAAUACCUCAUAAGCUGGAUCUUUAUUUUCCCUUCAUGUUUGAUUUUUGUUUUGCUGAGGAUUUUGGUUAGAUCUUUUAGUGUUAUGUAAAUUUAUGCUGCAAUAGCUUUUGCUGCUAUUAAAAUGGUAUUAUUAAUACCAUAAUACUCUAUUCAGGCUAAGGUAUCAAUUAAAACAAAAACAAAAACCCAACAACACACUCUUAUGAUUUAGGGAUAGAGAGUCAGCUGCCGAAAGAAGAUCAGAAUAGACUUCAGAAAGCGUCAAUGGAAGGUCACUACUUCUGACUGCAUGUUUACUUAAUCAGGUUGCUGCAUGCAAUAAAUUUUAUAUCCAAUGUCUAGUAUAAAAACCUUCCCACAAUGCACAAAUUAAGAAUCUAUAUAAGCUAUAAAAUACUCAUUUUUUAAAACAAGAUUUUUUUCAUUCAAAGAAUUGGUAAUCGAUCGGAGGAAGGCAUGCCUCAAUAAAUGGAAUGCUUCUGAAUAGGAGGAGCCCAUAACAGAAUGACCUAUAUUACAACCAAUAUAAAACCUAGGUGUAGGAUAUUCUUAAAGCAAAUUUGUGGAUGGUAGAUGAAGUACUUUGCGGUGCUCUGUUAUAUAUUGUGCAAUUUAUUUUAUAUAGUAAAGUGAUUAUGUCUAACUGUGAUCAAACUUAACUGUUUAAAGCCUCUGUGUCAGACAUUAACGAACUUGACAGUUCAUAACUGGUAUAUUAUUAAGUAACACAUGAGCUCUUAGUUACAAUCUCCUAGUGCUUGCACCAUUUUACAUAGCUUCAGACCUUGUCCAGAAAACCAAAGAGCUCAUCUUAGCUUACAAACACUAAGAAUAUAUACAGUAUCUAGAGAUAAGUUGUCAGAUUGACAAACUAGGCACAUCUUUAAGAGAGUUGUGUGAUGGUGAUGCUAAAGAAAUGUCUGUAUAAAAUAAGAUGGCCUGGGCAGAGUUGGUUGUCUGGGUGAGAAAUUAACUACUUAAUUCCCUGGAUUUAUCCUGUAAAGCUUGAAUAGAAUUAAGACCUGCUAGUACUACCGUGGACAUUUUUUUAGCAUUCACUCUUGGGCUGCAGAUAGUAAUAAUAUAUAAACACAAACAAUGAUCGCGAGACUAUGUAAAUCUUUUUUUUAAAUCUUCUUCCUGUUUUGGAAUUCUGGGGACAAUCUGACUGGAUGUGACACUGCAGAAUAGACUUAAGUCGCUGUUUUAUGUGCUGUGAUGUCCUUGUAUUGUCUUGAAUUAGUAUUGCUUGUUUUUGUUUUUUUUCUCCAGUGUUUAGUUGCAAUUACUGGCUCUCAAGCUAUAGUUUGUUUUCAAAAAGGAAAAACAAAAUAGUUUUUUACUGGAUUAAAAAUGCUUAUUAGAAUCCUCCCCAAUUGAGGUGACCUGGGCUUUUUGGUAAUAAUUGCUUUUUUCCAGCCCAGGUGUGGUUUUGUUUGUUCGUUUGUUUCUUUCUAUGUUUGUGGUUUGGUUUGGUUUUUCAUCUGUACAAGAAAUUUUGUUAUGCACUACUACUUUUUGUAUUCUAGACAGUUUUCAAAAGUUGGCUGAAGAUUUUUUUGUUUGUUUGUUUUUAAGGAAAAAGGCAUGCUUUCUGACUGACAUGAUCUUUUGCAAUACCUCAAUUUUGAAAUAUAGGAAAGAAAAUGAUAUUUUCUAAGUAAGUUUAUUCAGAAAAAUAUAUAUUAAUUUAAUUCUGCAAGAAAAUGAUUUAACAGAUGGGUAACUUUAUUUUUUUCAUGCUUAUUUGUGUUUUUUGAAAAUGAAGAAGUUAGAGCUUUAUAACUAUAAUAUUAAAGAUCAUAUCUAACCUACAGAAAUCUACCUAAUUAUGUGAAAGAAGCAAAACUUUUUGAAGAAGCACCCCUCUUUCAUGUACUAAAAUAACACUGAGAUUAAAAAAACACAAAGCUGGAGGAUUGUACAGCAUAAAGCUAAAGUGAAGGAAAAAAACACGUUGUUAUAAAGACUAGGUUACAAAAAUAAACUCCAUUUGGUGCUGAAAGUUGUGAAUAGAUGGUGGAAACUACUUUCCCUUAAUUUGUAUAUUUAUAAUCAAGCGUUGAUUGUGCACGACUGACCAGGAUUGUGAAAGAGUUCUUCUGUUUGUAUUUUUUUAAAGAGAACUUUUUUAGUUUAUUAACAUGUUCCCUUUUGUUUUGUAAAUAAAUGUGCCCCCAAGUUCUUAAUGUUAUAUUAAAAGAGAGGGUCCUUCAAAAAAAUUAUUUUUUAAAACACAGAGGUGUUCUGACCUGCAACUUGACUGGGAAGCCCCUGGGUAACACAGGUCCUGUUGUGGCCUUUCCUUGAUGUGACACUUGAACUAGUCGAUUUUUUGAAGGCUAUAACCUAACCUCGACUAUUUGUUGUUAUGUGCAAUACUGUUUGUACUGUUUGUAUAAAAAAUAGAAAAAAAAAGAAAAGAAAAAAGGCAUAAAUCUUUAUUGCAGAUUUAUUUUCAUUGCAAACUUUAGACAUUGUGAUUCACUGAAAUCAUUUUUCUACUGUCAAAUAUGUACCUUUUCUUCAUGCUGGUAUUUUUUCAAUAGUAAUGUAGCCUUUGUACUGAGACAAAUUUUCAUUGUUAUUUUUAGAAAGAUUUUUUGCUAAGAAAAAAAUUAAACAUAUUUACAUAUUUUUCAUUUUAUUUCGUAUUUUCUUUAAGGAGUGCUUUCUCAAUCAUUAAUAGAGUUGUUUCUGGGAGGGACUUUCAUAUCUGGUCAAUGUCAUAAUAUUAUUUUGUAUUUUUACUUGGAAUAAAUUAAUUUUAUGAUGCUAAUUCUUUAAAAGUUUAUUUUUUUCAUUUUCAGUUAUUUUUGAAGCUAAAACCUUUGUAAUAUUGUUACUAAAGUGUCUAGUUUUUUGAAAUGCAAAGCUUUAUGUAUUAACUUGCUGAUGUGGUUUACAAUAGUGUGACAACGAUGAAAAUGGUUGGUUAUGUAAAGUGAUUGGAAAAUGUAAUGGAUAAUUGGGUAAUAAAAUGACAGAAUGAGCAGAACAUGUGAAAUUUUGACAAGCCUUUUCCUUUAUUAAAGUGAUUUAGUGUAAGACUAGGGAUGUCACAGUACAGGUCUCUAGGGAUGUCACAGUGGAUUUAUACAACACCAGGUGCAGCCAAAUCUGUGGCCCUGAAAUGAAGUCACCCCUUACUGAAAUCCCACUGGGUGUAAAACCUAGCUAGGUCAACAGAAUGUUUCAUUGCUUUCUCCCUCUAACUCUUCACUGUGUCCUGAGUGUGUGUAUGUGUGUGUGAGUGAGAUUCUGCCACCAGUUGCUGUCCGUGUGUGAGACGGUUCCUUUCUGUCCGGAAUCCUUUACAUACAUCUACAGUGAUGACGUCUAUGAGUCAGGGGGGGUUGUUAAGGCAAUGCCACCUUCUGUGUAGCACAGGCCUGGCCCGUGCUGUCUCUUCCCUCCACACACGGUGGCUGGAAGCACACUCAGUCGUCACCACUGUACGUGGACGUUGUGCGUGUCAGUCCGCAUCUUCCUUCACACCCCUGCCUGCUCCUGUUAUGGUGCCCCUUUGCCCUUUAUUGUGGCCACACACCGGGUCACCCCGUGCAUGAUCUGUCUGCCCUCCUGCUGCUGCUUUUCCAACACCCACCUCACCGGGAAGCUGUGCUGUUAAGACAGCACGUCGUUGCAAUGGCACCUAAAGUUAAAGCAAAACUAAAAGCAAAACAAAAAAAUACAACUGCAAAACUGGUGUUGCGUAAACGGAACAUCCAAUGACUUGCUCUAGAUGGAUGGUGUGUUUCUACUAGUCGUUGGUGGCCUCUUCCAGCUCCGUGGCCACGGAGUGGAGGUUAAUCAAUAACUCGGAGAAACGUGUGUCCAGAGUCGGCUCUUGGGUACGCUCUGUGUAUUCAGUUUUGUAAAUAAUAUAUAGAUUAGAUCAAGUUGUGAUGUAAAAUUUUAACUCAAAUUGGGUACUACUGGUUGGAAUUUUACAUUAACUACAAAUAAACGAUUAGGAACAGAAGAAAAGAAAUUGGAAAACUUCUUGUUUAGUGGUAUAAAGAUUAUGCUUAGAUUUCUGCCUAUAUCUUGUGUUUUAUAGCUUGUUAGUGAGGCAUGGGCUAAUGCAGAAUGUACUGCAUUUAUGCAAUUAGCAAAUAUCUGCUAGUUUUCAUUUUAUCUAUUAUAUUAGCAACAAAAUGGUAUUUAACUGGGUAAAGCUCCUACCUAAAUAUUUGAGUAUUGUGACAUCUCUACUUGCAAGGUUUGAAUGAAAGAUUAGUCACAGAUUAGUGAAAAAAGUAUCUUUUGUUACAACUGGAGUAUUUGUAUGGAUUGUUGCUUUUUCACUAAUUUGUAUGGUAUGACAGCUAAUAUUUCUUUUUUUCUUUUUUCUUUUAUUAUAACCAAACUUCUCUAUCUCAGCUGCAAUAGUGUUCCAUCUUACCACAGAGUAUUUUAUAAUUAAUGCUGUUGACUUUACUCUAUACCCCAAAAUGGGUCAAGAAUGGAUCUGUGAUUCAGGGAUGUUUAAAUUUGUAUGAUGAAGUUAAUUGCAACAAGUAGAAAACUUGGGUGCUAAAAACAGGAUAACUUCUCUUUUUCUUUCCUGGAUAUAGUUCUGUUGGGGUAUAAAGUAUUAGGUAUUUGUAUUUUUGCUGUCAAAAUAAUGGACAUAACUUUUAGAGUGUUCACAGCUAAGAUCUCUGUAUUUGUUUUUCAACUAACUAAUUUUAAAUGUAUUGUAUCUUUUAUUACCUGUUCUCUUAGAUUGUUUUUUGCUAGUAACCCUUACUCAGCUUCUGCCUUUGGGGCUUGGACUAAUAUUGCUUGUAUGGAACUACAGUACUGUGACUAAACAUGGAGCUCAAUGCAGCUAUUGCUUACAACUGCUUAAACUUUGUAGUUUGGACUUCUUUUUUUUCUGUAAUAACAACUUAUUAAAUCUAGUUGUAUGAAGUA
Messenger RNA from Marmota monax (woodchuck), 8871 nucleotides. RefSeq names its product cytoplasmic polyadenylation element binding protein 3 (gene Cpeb3). The transcript is spliced from 10 exons. The coding region runs from base 2292 to 3380 and encodes 362 amino acids. The record is from RefSeq and is a predicted model, not a curated record. Gene Ontology annotation, molecular function: ribosome binding; mRNA 3'-UTR binding; translation factor activity, RNA binding. Gene Ontology annotation, cellular component: neuron projection; cytoplasm; nucleus. Gene Ontology annotation, biological process: negative regulation of cytoplasmic translation. NCBI's taxonomy places the organism in Eukaryota, Metazoa, Chordata, Mammalia, Rodentia, Sciuridae.